AUGAGUCAAGAUUACUUUUCGAAGAAGGGCAAAGCCCCGAUGGACCAGGAGCUCGACAGGGAGGAUUCGGACUCACCGCAACAGCCGGUGCCGUCAUCGAGCAGACCACACUACAUGACUGUCGGAUCCGGCUCCACCUCCGUACACGCGGCGCAUCUUCAGAACCUGCUCGACAACGACUCGGGCUACGGUGGUAGCAUCGCUAAUGGCGAGGCUCUGGCCUCCUCGAGUGCCGACCGUCACAUCCCGACUCCCACCAAUGGCCAGCUCUCCGAAGCUGACCGUCGGUCCCAGGCUGGUGCCAUUCACCAGCUGUGGUACAACGCUCACCGGGUGACUCUGGGCCGCUCGAUCAAUAAGGUUAUCGAACUCUUGAAGGAGUUGCAGGAGAUGAAUGUCUCCUGGCCAGCCCAUUAUCCGUCAGUUCAACGAGCCGAGGGUGCUUCGCGACCUGGUUUUGGCCACGCAUACUCGACUGCGGGCGACGUACCUGCCACCGCUUCCUCUGUUCCCUCAUCUCCGACAUCACCUCCCUCGAUUCGACGAUCGCUGACCUCGGUCGAAACCCAUGGCAGUGCUGAGUCGAGCAGGACGCAGGAGAGACGGCCUGCCGAAGAGCCAAGACUUGUUACACCGCAAAUUGCUCAAGACUUUUCCGUCCUGAAACUGGACCUGAAGCUGGGCUCUCUACAUCAAGCGGAGCUCGUCCAUUCGCUGGAAAAGGGCUCUAUUGCGUCUCUCCUGGACGGUAAGAUCAGCUCGAGCAUCCGGCAUCUCCUCAACCUGCGCGAACGGAUCGAGGAUACCUCUAGCAAGGUUUUGGUUACCGGAGAUUUAAACGCUGGAAAAUCGACAUUCUGUAAUGCUCUGUUGCGGAGGAAGGUUCUACCUGAGGACCAGCAGCCGUGUACGGCAAUUUUCUGCGAGGUUCUAGAUGCCAGGGAGAACGGAGGUCUCGAAGAGGUGCAUGCCGUGCAUAAGGAUGCGAGUUAUGAUCGGCACAAUGAAAGCACCUACGACGUCUACAAGCUGUCACAACUGGAGGACAUCGUCAUUGAUAACGACAAAUAUACCCAAUGCAAGGUUUAUGUUAAGGACGUACGCACCAUCGACGAAUCGCUGUUGAACAAUGGUGUGGUGGACAUUGCCCUGAUCGAUGCCCCUGGAUUGAACUCGGACACGACGAAGACGACGGCUGUAUUUGCCCGACAAGAAGAAAUCGAUGUUGUUGUGUUUGUGGUUUCAGCCGCCAAUCACUUUACAAUGACCGCCAAGGAGUUCAUCUGGGCUGCCGCUGCCGAGAAGGCGUAUCUUUUCAUUGUGGUCAACGGCUACGACAACAUCAGAGACAAGAACAGGUGCCAGAAGAUGAUACUCGAUCAGGUCGAAGGCCUCAGCCCGAGGACACACAAGGAGUCGUCUGAGCUAGUUCACUUUGUUUCCAGUAACGCUGUACCCACCGCCCCAGCUCCUCCGGGCGGACCCUUUGGCGAUGGAAGCGGCAGCUCGAAUGGAGGAGGCGGCGGCGGCGAUGACCCUAGUGACGACCCCAAGGGCAAGGGUAAGGAUGUCGAGAAGAUUCGUGAUUUUGAGAAUCUUGAGCAGUCACUGCGCAGAUUCGUUUUGGAAAAACGCGCCAGAUCAAAGCUGGCACCUGCCAAGACAUAUCUUCUCAACAUCCUCAACGAUGUCAAUGUGCUGGCCAGUGUUAAUACAGACGUCGCUCAAUCGGAACUCAACCGCGUCACGAAGGAACUCAAGGAGAUCGAACCUCAGCUUGAAUCAAGCAGAAAGGCGAAGGCUCAAGUUGGUGACGAGAUUGAAAAGAUCACGGAAGAGACGUGUAAGGAGGUCUAUGACUACACGAGGUUGACCCUCAGCUCAGCUAUUGAGCAUUCAGGAGACAACAACCACGGUGUUCCGUACCGGGGACUGUUCAGCGCCUUUGAGUACGCCGAAGAGCUCAAGCAUGCCAUGAUGUCCUAUAUUCAGGAGUCAGUAGCCCAUUGUGAAGAGCACGCCAAGUCAAAGACGGUUGGUGGCGUCAAUGCCAUCAAGCAGCUUGGUAUUCUUCACCUGGGAGACGACUACCAGAACCUGGUUUUCCGUCCCGAUGUCAUGUUCAAGAGGAAGAGGGACUCAAUGGCUCGUCAGGUUGAGAUCCCGACGGAACUAUGGGACUUUGUUGACUGGAACACCAUCGUUCAGAGACAGGAGAAGGUUGCGGGUACGGGUAUGGCCCUCACUGUGGCGGGUGCCCUAGUUCCUCGCAUGAUGGGUGUCAGUGGCUGGAUGGACCACGCGUUGAGCGCAGCCAAGAUUCUCGGCAACGACAAUUUGCGCCGGCUCAUUGUCCCAGGAAUUGUCGCAGCGGCUGUCGCAGCCGCGGCGUACAUACUCAAUCAGAUCCCCAACUCCCUUCCACACCGUCUCUCGACCAAGAUUGCUGCUCAGCUGGAGGCUGUCGAUUAUGUCCACGGCAACUCGACGCGCAUUUCGUCUUCGGUCCGUAAGGUUUUGCGCUACCCCGCUGACAAUCUUCGCGUCGGCCUUGAGCAGUCGGUCAAGGACCUGGGCAACCGGCGUGAAGAGACGCUCAAGGUGCGUCAAGAGAGCGAGGUUGCGCUGAAGUACUUUGGCAACCUCGUCCGCAACAGCGCGCAGCAGAGAUCUGUUGUGCAAGGUGUCGACCUCGACGCGCCCCCGCCAGGUGCCGCCGCUGCUGGACUUCACUGA
Molecule: messenger RNA, 2736 nt
Organism: Colletotrichum truncatum
Lineage: Eukaryota; Fungi; Ascomycota; Sordariomycetes; Glomerellales; Glomerellaceae
Product: Mitofusin FZO1
Biological process (GO): mitochondrion localization; mitochondrial fusion
Cellular component (GO): mitochondrial outer membrane
Molecular function (GO): GTPase activity; GTP binding
Source: RefSeq, a predicted model, not a curated record